Molecule: messenger RNA, 807 nt
Organism: Magnolia sinica
Lineage: Eukaryota; Viridiplantae; Streptophyta; Magnoliopsida; Magnoliales; Magnoliaceae
Product: heterogeneous nuclear ribonucleoprotein Q-like
Exons: 4
Coding region: 163-807 (214 amino acids)
Cellular component (GO): nucleus
Molecular function (GO): mRNA binding
Source: RefSeq, a predicted model, not a curated record
UUAAAGGGGCUUUUGAUGAGGAUGAUAAAGGCGAACGGUUAGAUCUGGAGGAUAAUGAACCAGAAUAUGAGCCGGAAGAAGACCCUGGGGUGGAAUAUGAGGAAGUUGAGCAUGAGGAUGGCCAAGAUGGGGGUGACAUUGAGGUAGAGGGUGAGGAGGGUGAUGCAGGUGAAGAAGACGAGGGCAAUAUGGCUGAAGAGGAAUUUGAAGAUGGUGGUGAGGGAGAAGAAGAUGGUGAGAAUGAUGAAGAGGAACAUGAAGAUAUUGUUGAGGAAGAGGAGCACCAUGAAAGUUGCCAAGGAGAGGCGUAAACGCAAGGAGUAUGAAGUAUUUGUUGGUGGGUUGGACAAGGAUGCAACUGAAGAAGAUUUGAAGAAAGUCUUUAGCGUUGUUGGUGAAAUUACUGAGGUUAGACUGAUGAUGAAUCCCCAGACGAAGAAAAACAAGGGCUUUGCAUUCUUGCGUUUUGCAACUGUAGAAAAAGCAAAACGAGCUGUUUCAGAGCUUAAGAGCCCAAUGGUGAAUGGGAAACAGUGUGGUGUUGCCCCAAGUCAAGAUAACGACAAACUUUUUUUGGGAAACAUAUGCAAGACGUGGACUAAGGAAGCUUUGAAAGAAAAGUUGAAACAUUAUGGAAUCGAGAAUGUUGAGGAUUUGAAUUUAGUUGAAGAUACCAUCAAUGAGGGAAUGAAUUGUGGGUUUGCCUUCUUGGAAUUUCCAUCCCGUUUAGAUGCAAUGGAUGCUUACAAACGUGAAGGAGAAGAUGACGCCAUUCUAGGGAUUGGGCCACAAAAAGGGGCGGUGUGA